AUGCCAGCUUCGGGCUCCUACGGCAGGCCUGUCAAAAUGCUCUCCCUCCUCACACUCACCACCCUCUUCUCCGCAGCCCUUGCGGCCGCCGUCCCCGCCGUCUCAAUCGACGAGCGCUCCCUCGCCCGCCGCGCCCUCUCCGGCGAAGCCACCUUCUACGGCGGCAAUGUCCACGGCGGCAUGUGCUCCUUCAGCACCUACAACCUCCCCAAGGGCCUCUACGGCACCGCGCUCUCCGACUCCAACUGGAACAAUGGCGCCAACUGCGGUGGUUGUGUCAAAGUCAGCCAUGGCGGGAAGAGCAUCACCGCUAUGAUCGUCGACCAGUGUCCCGGCUGUGGACCUAACCACCUUGAUCUGUUCCCUGACGCCUUCAGCAAGCUCGCUCCGCCCAGCCAGGGCAUUAUUGGUACCAACUGGCAUUACGUCAAGUGCCCGCACAUCUCCGGACCGCUGUCGAUCCACAUGAAGUCUGGCGUGUCGAAGUACUGGUUCUCGGCCCAAGUCGUCAAUGCCAACCACCGCGUGUCGAAGAUGGAGGUCUCCACGAACAAGGGACGGUCGUGGCAGUCGGCGAAGCGGACGGAAUACAACUUUUUUGAGAUCUCAUCAGGGGUGGGAGCCAGCAGUGCUUGGAUUCGUGUUACGAGCAACACUGGUCAUUCGGUCGUCGUACAGAAUGUGCCGAUGACCGCCAAUGCGACGAAGAAGGCGAAGAAGAACUUCAAGUAA
Molecule: messenger RNA, 732 nt
Organism: Saxophila tyrrhenica
Lineage: Eukaryota; Fungi; Ascomycota; Dothideomycetes; Mycosphaerellales; Extremaceae
Exons: 2
Coding region: 1-732 (243 amino acids)
Source: RefSeq, a predicted model, not a curated record